Messenger RNA from Mizuhopecten yessoensis (Yesso scallop), 1542 nucleotides. RefSeq names its product 52 kDa repressor of the inhibitor of the protein kinase-like. The transcript has a single exon. The record is from RefSeq and is a predicted model, not a curated record. NCBI's taxonomy places the organism in Eukaryota, Metazoa, Mollusca, Bivalvia, Pectinida, Pectinidae. Gene Ontology annotation, molecular function: protein dimerization activity. Bases 1 to 1542 code for a protein of 513 amino acids.
AUGUUCUCCAACAACACCUGGCGACAGGAAAGAACUGACCCCUAUAGUAACCAGGAAAUUUUGUCCGUGUGUUUGAGGUUGCUGACCGGUAGACGUCCAAGGGUCCGCGAACUAUUUUUCAAUUUCGUUUAUCUAGAGAGGGCGACUGGGGAAUCAAUAGCACAUGCUAUCACCGAGUGUCUCAGACAAAACCACAUUGACAUAUCCCAGGCUAGGGUCCAGAGCUACGAUGGCGCAGCUUGCAUGUCCUCGGCGAAGAUGGGUGUCCAGGCACGGAUCCGACAACUUUCCCCGCGCGCGUUAUAUGUUCACUGUAACAGCCACGUCCUCAAUCUCAGCAUUGCUAGUGCAUGUAAACAACCCGCCAUCCGGAAUAUGAUAGACAUUCUGAACGCCGUGUUUCUGUUCUUUGAUUUGUCUCCGAAACGACAGAGGUUCCUCGAGAGAAUUCUUGACAACAUGGCGCCAACCACCCGCAAGAAGAAGCUUGUUGGGCUGUGCAAGACCCGGUGGGUGGAGAGACAUACAUGCUUCGACACAUUCUACGAUAUGUACGGAUACUUAUGUGAAUGUCUAGAAGCAAUACUGGACCCAUCUGGAUAUCCAGACAUUUACAUGGACACCUGGACCGGUAGCCGGGACCAAGAAACAAGGACGAAGGCGCAGGCGUUAUUGGCCAGUAUGUGCUCUUCACAGACAAUAAUCGCCUUUCUCGUGACAAAAAAUGCACUAGAGAAUGUAAGACCAAUUGCAUCUAAGCUUCAGAAGAGGGAUUUGGACAUACACCAGGCGUACGGUAUGAUUGACCAGACCAAAGCUCGGAUUGUGACUUUGCGAAAAGACAUUGAAGAAGAAUUCAGUGUCUGGUUUGAGGAUGCCACCCGAUUGGCAACACUUGUCGGCAUUCCCAUUUCCGCUCCAAGAGCACCAAAAUCAGCACGACAACUUCAUCGACUCAACGCCCCUAGCACGACUCCAAGUGAGUAUUUUUUGCGCAACGUGGCAAUUCCAUUCUGCGACCACUUAUCUUCGGAAUUCGCAAACCGAUUCACCCCGGAAACCAGAAAGGAUGUAGAGAUCCUCGCUCUUCUGCCACCGAACAUCACAAAGACGGAGGAUGUCCAGAAGGUUGUUGAAAACCUCAAAUUCUGGGAAGAAGACUUGCCUAAUCCACCAACUCUCAGAGCGGAGAUAAAGGAAUGGCAGCGGUUUUGGAAUACCAAAAUGCCAAUGGAGCCUGCCUCAUCGCUCAACCUUGUGGAUUGCCUGGACAAUGCUGACGAAGAUGUGUUCCCUAAUCUCAACACGCUGCUAAGAAUUGGGUGUAUCCUACCUGUGGGCAGUUGCGAGGCAGAGAGAUCAUUUUCCUGUCUGCGACGGCUAACGACUUACUUGAGGAACAGGAUGGGAGAAAAUAGACUGACAGGACUGGCACUCAUGAACAUGAACCAUGAUAUCGACAUUGGUUUGGACAAAGUGUGCCAGGCCUUCAUUCAGAGACACAUCAGAAAAAUGUUUGCUGGCUGCAUACUCUCUCAGUGA